Molecule: messenger RNA, 2704 nt
Organism: Rhincodon typus (whale shark)
Lineage: Eukaryota; Metazoa; Chordata; Chondrichthyes; Orectolobiformes; Rhincodontidae
Product: RAD54 like
Exons: 14
Coding region: 220-1974 (584 amino acids)
Biological process (GO): double-strand break repair via synthesis-dependent strand annealing; reciprocal meiotic recombination
Cellular component (GO): nucleus
Molecular function (GO): DNA translocase activity; ATP binding; ATP-dependent chromatin remodeler activity
Source: RefSeq, a predicted model, not a curated record
GGUUCCCUUGGCCUGAAGGCAUUGGGGAUUAAGCGUGCAGGAGCCAGGCGAUCUCUUCAUGAUCCAUAUGAAGAAGGUGCUUUGGUACUUUACGAACCUCCACCUUUGAGUGCACAUGACCAACUAAAAGCUGACAAAGAGAAGCUUCCAGUACACGUGGUGGUUGAUCCUAUCUUGUCCUCUGUCUUAAGACCGCAUCAGAGAGAGGGUGUGAAGUUCAUGUGGGAUUGUGUGACAGGCCGUCGUAUUUCUGAUGGCUUUGGCUGCAUAAUGGCUGAUGAGAUGGGGCUGGGGAAGACAUUACAAUGCAUUUCCUUGAUGUGGACCCUCUUGCGUCAAAGUCCAGAUGCUAAGCCAGAAAUUGACAAAGUCAUUGUUGUGACUCCUUCCAGUUUGGUGAAAAACUGGUAUAAUGAGGUUGAGAAGUGGCUGGGAGGAAGGCUACAAGCAUUGUCUAUUGAUGGAGGCACUAAGACUGAAAUUGACCAGAAACUGGCCACAUUCAUGAACCAGCGUGGGUUGCGGAUUCCAACUCCAAUUCUUAUCAUUUCUUAUGAGACGUUCCGGCUACAUGCUGAUGUGCUUUGCAAGGGUGCUGUCGGCUUGGUCAUUUGUGAUGAGGGCCACAGGUUAAAGAAUUCAGACAACCAGACGUACCAGGCUCUGAACAAUCUAAAUGCUAAACGCCGUAUAUUGAUCUCAGGAACUCCAAUCCAGAAUGACCUCCUGGAGUACUUCAGUCUUGUACAUUUUGUUAAUGCAGGAAUACUUGGAACUGCACAGGAAUUUAAAAAGCGAUUUGAAUUGUCCAUCUUGAAGGGCCGGGAUGCAGCUGCAAGUGACAGUGAAAGACAGCAUGGAGAGGAGAAACUAAAAGAGCUGAUCAGCAUUGUGAAUAGGUGUUUAAUUCGAAGAACAUCAGAUAUUCUCUCCAAAUACCUGCCAGUGAAGAUUGAGCAGAUUGUCUGUUGCAGACUCACGCCUCUGCAGUCAGAGUUAUACAAGUUGUUCCUAAAACAAGCCAAACCAGCAUUAGAAGUGGAACAAGCUCACAGUGGGAAGAUGAGUGUCUCCUCUCUGUCUUCAAUUACUUCACUAAAGAAGCUUUGUAACCACCCAACACUGAUCUAUGAGAAAUGUGUGGAAGGUGAAGAAGGAUUUCAGGGAGCACUCGAUCUCUUUCCAUUGGGAUAUAGCACAAAAUCUGUGGAACCUCAGUUGUCUGGCAAGAUGCUCACCCUUGAUUAUAUUUUGGCCAUGACUCGAAGUACUAGCUCUGAUAAGGUGGUGCUGGUAUCAAACUACACUCAGACUCUUGAUUUGUUUGAGAAGCUCUGCAGAGACAGAAAAUACCUGUAUGUUAGAUUGGAUGGUACCAUGACAGUAAAAAAGAGGGCCAAAAUUGUGGAACGUUUUAAUAAUCCCACAAAUCCUGAAUUUAUCUUCAUGCUGAGUAGCAAAGCUGGUGGUUGUGGCUUGAAUCUGAUUGGUGCAAACCGGUUAGUCAUGUUUGAUCCUGACUGGAAUCCGGCUAAUGAUGAACAAGCAAUGGCUCGUAUAUGGCGAGAUGGACAGAAGAAAAUGUGCUACAUCUACAGGCUUUUGUCGACGGGGACAAUUGAGGAGAAGAUCUUCCAGCGUCAGACUCAUAAAAAGGCUCUGAGUAGCUGUGUAGUGGAUGAGGAGCAAGAUGUUGAACGACAUUUCUCCCUUGGAGAACUUAAGGAGCUCUUUACUCUAAAUGAGACCACAGCCAGUGAUACGCAUGAUAGGUUGAAAUGUCGCCGUUGUGUAAAUGGACACCAGGUGCGCGGUCCUCCAGAGGGCUCCGAUUGUACUUCAGAUCUUUCUCAGUGGAAUCACUGUGCAGAUAAACGUGGACUACGAGACAUGGUCCUUCAGUCUGCUUGGGAUGCUGCAGUUUCCUUUGUGUUUCAUCACCACUCACAUGAGCAACAGCAUGGAGUUAUCUAAAAUGGACAAUUGCAGAUACAAAAUUGUAGUGAAAAAUGACUUGUUAAUCAACCGUGCAUGAAAUGAAUUUCAUGCCUGCCAAGUCUAAUUGAAAUACAGAUUUGACAGUACUGUGCUUUCAGUGGAGAACCUGGAAUGUGAAUGAGCAUUAGCAGGCUUCUCGAUCCACCUUGACUUCAACUGAUAUUUGUAAAUUGAAGCACCACUGCUUUGUUUUUGUGGUUAAAAUAUUCACUCCUGCAAAUGCUCUUGGAUGUUGUUUAUUUUCAUUUAAAAUAUUACUGAGACUUCUCCCUGUAAUAGAAUGUGAAGCACUGGACAGCAUAUUACGCAGAGGAGAUUUACAAUCUAUUCUGUGAAUGGGGAAGAGUGUUUUUUCAAUUGUUUUUGUAAAUAUUGCUUAAGGCAUUGUUAAGUUUUGACAUACAGAGAAAAUCAGUGGCACUCAAGUGUGGAAUACAGUAUAUUCAGUUUCCCUUUGAGAUAAUUCUGAUUUGACAAUUAAGUCAAUUUGAGUAUCUAAUACCGUCUUUCCUGACUGUCACCUUUGUCCUCAAAAAGCCAGUUUACAUUAAUUCUAUAACCCGUAAAGAUGAUGCAUCUAUAAAUCUGUCAAUUUAAGUAGUUCUGUGCAACGAUAGAUGAUAUAUGUGUUACUGAGAAAUAUUGGUCUCUGGAAAAUGUACAUUAUCGUUGUUCAGUAGUAAAUAUUUUCUUCAUUUUGUUUUAA